AUGAACACUCUGUCAUCGGCCGCAAACAUUGGCACUGGCUUUCCCUUCGAUUGUAUUUUCACGAGUGAAGAAUGCCCGAAUGAGCACAUAAAAUUCUGGCUGUACAAAAACGCCACCCAAGGCGAACCGCUACUCUUGGACGCACUCAAUCUCAGCGCCACCGCCUUCGAGCCUCGUUGGCCUUUGAAAAUUCUCAUACACGGCUUUAACGGUAAUCAGCAUGCCUCACCCAACCAGGAGUCACGGCCAAUACUACUGCACACCCAGCAAGCGCAUGUCAUUUCGGUGGACUACAGCAGAUUGACGCGCUUUCCCUGCUACUAUCCUUGGGCCACGUCCAAUGCGCGCGUGGUUGCGCGCUGUCUAGCACAGCUUAUUGACCAACUAAUCGCCAGCGGCAUUUACACGGCUUCAGAUUUGCAUUUAAUCGGUUUUAGUUUAGGCGCACAAAUCGCUGGCUUGUCAGCCAAUUUUGUUAAACAGCGCUUGCAACGCAUAACAGGUUUGGAUCCCGCUGGUCCCGGUUUUGUUACACAAAAUCUUAGCGAAAAGCUGGAUGCCUCAGAUGCAGAAUUUGUCGACGUCAUCCAUACGGAUCCGUUUUUCUAUUCAUCUUUGGAGCGUAGCGGUCAUGUGGACUUUUAUCCUAAUCUAGAAAAAUUCUUUCAGCCUGGCUGCAAUUUGGUUAAGAAUGGGCGUAUUCGUAAUUGCAAUCAUUUUCGUGCGCCUCUAUACUACGCUGAAUCCAUUGACAGUGAGCAUGGCUUUUGGUCCUAUCAUUGUGGCGAGUGGCUGGAGUUUGUGAUGCAGCAAUGUCGGCGUUAUGCGGAUGUGCCACACGCGCUGAUGGGCUAUUUUGUGUCGAAAAACGCUUCAGGCUCCUAUUUUCUUCAAACUGAGGCGCUCGCACCAUUUGCCAAGGGUCCUAUUGUCGGUGUGGAACUCGAUACUAAAAUGCGUCCAAAAGGUCUUACAGAUCUAGAAAUAAAACAGAUAAUAAAUUUCGAUUGGAAUAAUUCUGAUGAUGAAGAAGAUGAGGAAGAAGAAGAAGAGUUAUAUGAUUCGAAUCUGGAGAAAUUCAUUGAAGAAACGAUGGAUAAAGUAAUGGAAAGAGGGGAAAACGUUGAAAUAAAUUUGAUAGACGGUAUUGUUGGAGAAGAUGAGCAUGCUGAUGAAGAAGUUGAAAAUGUUGCGGACACAGAAAACAUCGCCGAGUAUCAAUUUCAAGAGGGUGUCCAAGGCGAAUUUAAUAAUGAAUUACAACAAACACAUCAUUUGGACGUAAUGUUCUCUACGGCGAAAAAUUCAAAUUCGCCGGUAACACCGCCUUAUUAA
Molecule: messenger RNA, 1335 nt
Organism: Rhagoletis pomonella (apple maggot)
Lineage: Eukaryota; Metazoa; Arthropoda; Insecta; Diptera; Tephritidae
Product: inactive pancreatic lipase-related protein 1
Exons: 8
Coding region: 1-1335 (444 amino acids)
Biological process (GO): lipid metabolic process
Molecular function (GO): lipase activity
Source: RefSeq, a predicted model, not a curated record